CUUAAGCCAAGUUAAUGGUUUCAUACACGGCUCUCUCGGUAAGCCAAUUUAUAGUCAGGGUGACAUUGCGGCAAUACAACAACGGUUGCCGGCGAAAGAGAUCUCCAAGAAAAUCACACAAAUUCUCGAUCAUCAUUAGAUUGGUAAUUCCAAAAUCAUCAUUAGAGAACUUGCAAUAAAUUGAGUCGGAGUUCAAUUGAAUUUCUUGCAAGGUGUCCAGUUUACCUAAUCUUCCAUGACUUUCGAUUUCCCUUAACCCUAUGCAACCAACUAGCUCCCGGUCGGUGACGGAGACGGUUAACGGCUCUCACCGGUUCGUAAUCCAAGGUUAUUCGUUAUCUAAGGGCAUAGGAAUCGGUAAGUACAUCGCCAGUGAUGAUUUCACGGUGGGAGGGUUCCAGUGGUCUAUAUACUUCUACCCUGAUGGGAAGAACCAGGAAGACAAUUCGACUUAUAUUUCGGUUUUCAUUGCUCUUGCGAGUGAGGGCACCGAUGUAAGGGCGUUGUUUGAGUUGACUCUGGUGGAUCAAAGUGGGAAAGGGAAGCACAAAGUUCAUAGCCAUUUUGAUCGGUCUCUCGAGAGUGGUCCAUAUACAUUGAAAUACCGAGGCAGUAUGUGGGGAUACAAGCGUUUUUACAGGCGACAAAUGCUAGAAACUUCAGAUUAUCUGAAAGACGACUGCUUGAAAAUCAAUUGUACUGUAGGAGUGGUUGUUUCUGCUGUAGACUGUUCUAGGUUGCAUUCAAUUCAGGUCCCAGAAUCGGAUAUUGGAUCACAUUUUAGUAUGCUACUGGAUAACACAGAAGCUGCAGAUAUUAUCUUUAAUGUUGCUGGAGAAAAGUUUCAUGCUCAUAAAUUGGUAUUGGCUGCUCGAUCCCCUGUUUUUCACUCUCAAUUCUUUGGACCAGAGGGAGUUGACCUUAACCAUGACCAUGAGAUUGUUGUUGCUGAUACUGAACCCAAGGUCUUUAAGUCUUUGCUUCAUUUCAUUUACAGAGAUGCAGUUAUGGAAGAUGAUUCUCCAUGUGAAUCCUCCACCUUCACAUGUAUAUCUGAUACAUUAACAGCAAAGUUAUUAAGUGCUGCUGAUACGUAUGAUUUGAGUAGACUUAGAAGCAUCUGCGAACCUCAUCUCUGCAAACAUAUCUCUGUAAACUCUCUUGGAAGAGCUCUUGCACUUGCACACAAAUAUCAUGCCAUUCAACUCAAAGCUGUUUGCCUUAGAUUUGCUUCUCAAAACCUUGUAGCUGUGAUGCGAUCAGAUGGAUUUGAGUAUUUGAAAGAAAAGUAUCCAAAGUUGCAGUCUGAGAUUUUGAAAAUGGUGGCGGGGUGUGAAGAUGAGUGUAGCAGUGGUGGUGGUGCAAAGUCACGGAGUGUUUGUGGUCAACUUUCUGAUGGCGGAGAUGCAAAUGGGAGGAGGAUUAGACAAAGAACUUGAUUGUGGUUUUGGUGUUUUUCAUGUACAAUAUUUCUGUAACUACCUACCAAGAACAUGUUAUAAUACAGAG
This is a messenger RNA of Lactuca virosa, 1509 nucleotides long. The record is from the annotation of a GenBank genome assembly. NCBI's taxonomy places the organism in Eukaryota, Viridiplantae, Streptophyta, Magnoliopsida, Asterales, Asteraceae.